AGCCCUUCCGUCGUGGCCGCCUAUUACCCCCACCCCCCUCCCCGCCUCCUUCCUUCCCCCCUCCUCCUCCCCCCCCCCCGGUUCCUCCCGCCGGCUCGCCGUCCCUCUCGCGAACACGCCGGCCCAACUCUUGCGCUCCAGCAAACUUGGCCGAGCCGACUAAGUGGGUUUCGCUCGCGGCCGCAGUUAAGCGUCGGGAGAGGAAAAGGAAAGGGAAGCGGGGCUGAGCUCCGAAGGCGCCUCCGCUCUGCCUGAGGGGGAUGGAUGGAGGCGAAAGCGGGCGCUGAGCCGCGCGGGAGUGAAGCCUCGCAGGCGUGGGGGCAGCUUCGCACCGGUCGGGACUGCCUCGCCAGCACAGCCCCCUUGCCAGGCGUCGCUUCGGCCGCAGCUGCCUCUUCCCGACGGGCCCGCGCCCCGGCGCUGGAAAUGAAGAGGGUGUGCACGCUGUCCCUCUGGCUCUGGAUCGGCAUCGUCUCGGAAGCAGAUCGGGUGAGUGGCUAUUCUAUGACCCCGCCCACUCUCAGCAUCAUAGAAGAGGAAUAUGUGAUCAACACUAAGGAUACACUGAAUAUUACUUGCAGAGGCCAGCAUCCCCUGGAGUGGUCGUGGCCUGGAGGCCAAGAGGACCCUGUCCAGAUUGGAAAGGAGAAUGAAUCAGUGGUGUUGGUGAGUCUCGACGGUAUCCGAACAGUCAAGGAAGAGGAUUGUGAGGGCACUGACACAAAGCCCUACUGCAAGGUCUUGACACUGACAGGGGCUCAGGCUAACGACACGGGCUACUACCGCUGUUACUACAAGUACAUCAAUGCCAAAAUCGAGGGCACCACUGCAGUCAGCACCUAUGUGUUUGUGAGAGACUUUGAACAGCCAUUUAUCAAUAAACCAGGAACUCUUCUUAUCUACAAGAAGGAGACUAUCUGCGUACCAUGCCUGGUAUCCAUUCCAGACCUUAACAUCACUUUGCUCUCGACAACCUCUGCCUUCUACCCAGAUGGGAACAACAUUUUCUGGGACAACAAAAGAGGGAUGCUCGUUCCUACCUCUCUGAUCUGGGACUGUUUAUUUGUUCAUUGUGAAACUUUGAUUGAUGGAAAGCCCUUCAGAUCCAGUUUCUUUGUUCUCCACAUUGCAGGUGAUGAACUUUACGAUAUUCAGUUGUUUCCAGGGAAGGCUAUGGAGCUACUAGUAGGAGAAAGGCUAGUUCUUAACUGCACUGUAUGGGCUGAGUUUAAUUCUGGAGUUGAUUUCCGCUGGGAUUACCCUACCAAACUGAAGGACCGGGAAGUCACAGAAGUACCUGAGAGGCGCUCCCAGCAGACCCAUACUGAGCUCUCCAGCAUCCUGAUCAUCCAAAAUGUGAGCCAGCAAGACUUGGGAAAAUAUACAUGCAUGGCUACAAGUGGGCAGCAGAACCUCGAAGAGAGCAUAGAUGUCAUUGUACAUGAGAAGCCCUUCAUCAAUGUGGAAUGGAGGAAGGGCCCAGUGGUUGAAGCAACAGCAGGCGAUGAAAUUGUGAAGCUGCCAGUGAAAGUGGUUGCCUACCCCCAGCCCGAGUUCCAGUGGUUUAAGGAUGGAAAGUUAAUUUCCCACAGGCACUCUCAAUACUCCAUGCAGAUCAAGGAUGUGGCAGAGCAAAAUUCUGGCAUUUACACUUUGGUCCUGAGGAACGAGCUGGCUGGCCUGGAGAAGAACAUUAGUCUGCAGUUGGUGGUCAAUGUUCCUCCACACAUCCAUGAGAAAGAAGCAUCUUCACCCAACAUCUAUUCCCGCAAGAGCCGGCAAGCACUCACCUGCACUGUCUAUGGCAUCCCAGCCCCAGGAACAAUCCAGUGGCAGUGGAGGCCUUGGACGCCCUGCCCGAUGUUCUCCCAGCGCAGUCUUAGCAGACGGAGGGCUGUAAAGCGCCAUCAGCGGGACCGAAUGCCAGAGUGUAAGGACUGGAAGAAUGUGUUGCAGCAGGAUGCUGUGAACCCCAUUGAGAGCAUCGACACCUGGACAGAGUUUGUGGAAGGAAGGAACAAGACGGUCAGCAAAUUAGUCAUUCAAGAAGCCAACGUUUCUGUCAUGUACAAAUGUGUAGCCUCCAACAAAGCAGGCCGCGAUGAACGACUGAUAUAUUUCUAUGUGACUACCAUCCCAAAUGGGUUUGAAAUUGAGUCACAGCCCUCAGAGGAGCCCAUUGAGGGACAGGACCUGAGGCUUAGUUGCAAUGCUGAUAAUUACACCUAUGAGAACUUACAGUGGUAUCGGCUCAACCUCUCCAAGCUGCAUGAUGAAGAGGGCAACCCGCUGGUCCUGGACUGCAAGAACGUCCACCACUACGCAACUCAGAUGCAAGGCGAACUCCACUUCAAACCCAACUCCAAUUAUGCUGCCUUGACACUCACCAUCCCAAAUAUCUCACUGGAGGAUGAGGGAGACUACGUGUGUGAGGUGCAGAACAGGGAGAACAAUGAGAAACACUGCCACAAAAAAUACAUCUCUGUUCAUGCUCUGGAGGUCCCCAGGUUGAAGCAGAACCUAUCAGACAUCUUGGUCAAUGUGAGUGAUUCCAUAGAGAUGCGCUGCAAAGUGGAUGGCACACACAUUCCAAACAUCAGCUGGUAUAAGGAUGAGAAGCUCGUCGAAGAAGUGUCAGGGAUUGACCUGGCAGAUUCCAAGCAGAGGCUGAGUAUCCAGAGGGUGAGAGAAGAGGAUGCUGGCCUUUACCUGUGUAGCGUCUGCAAUGCCAAGGGUUGUGUGAAUUCCUCCGCCAGUGUCUCUGUGGAAGGCUCAGAUGACAGAACCAAUGUGGAAAUCGUUAUUUUAAUUGGGACUGGUGUCAUUACCAUCUUUUUCUGGAUUCUCCUAAUCCUCAUCUUCUGUAACAUUAAGAGGCCUGCUCAUGCUGAUAUCAAGACUGGCUACCUUUCCAUUAUCAUGGACCCCGGCGAAGUUCCUCUGGAGGAACAAUGUGAAUACCUGCCAUAUGACUCCAGCAAAUGGGAAUUCCCUCGGGAGCGACUUCGGCUAGGUAAAGUCUUGGGCCAUGGAGCUUUUGGGAAAGUAAUGGAAGCCUCUGCAUUUGGAAUUAAUAAGAGUAACAGCUGUGAGACAGUGGCAGUUAAAAUGCUCAAAGAGGGAGCUACUGCAAGUGAGCAUAAGGCACUCAUGUCAGAGCUGAAGAUUCUCAUCCACAUCGGAAACCAUCUCAACGUGGUUAACCUGCUGGGUGCCUGCACCAAACCAAAUGGUCCCCUGAUGGUUAUUGUUGAAUUCUGUAAAUAUGGAAACCUCUCCAAUUACCUGCGAACCAAACGGGAAGGAUUUAGUCCUUAUGGGGAGAAAUCCCCCAGAUUGCGCAUCCAAGUUCGUUCUAUUGUGGAAGCUGUCAGAGCAGACAGGAGGAGCCGGUCUUGUACCAGUGACAGUGCAAUUCUUAGCAGAUUUCUCAUGAACAAGAGCCAGGCAACAGCACCGCAACCUCUCAUUAUACAAGAAGUGGACGAUUUGUGGCAAAGCCCUCUGACUAUGGAAGAUCUGAUCUGCUACAGCUUCCAGGUGGCCCGUGGUAUGGAGUUCCUAGCAUCCAGAAAGUGCAUCCACAGAGACUUGGCAGCUCGCAACAUCUUACUAUCAGAAAACAAUGUGGUGAAGAUCUGUGACUUUGGUCUGGCCCGGGACAUCUACAAAGACCCUGAUUAUGUCCGGAAGGGCAGUGCCCGCCUCCCACUGAAGUGGAUGGCUCCAGAAAGCAUCUUUGACAAAGUUUACACCACCCAGAGUGAUGUCUGGUCAUUUGGAGUCCUCCUGUGGGAGAUCUUCUCUCUAGGUGCCUCUCCAUACCCAGGAGUCCAGAUCAAUGAGGAAUUUUGCCAGAGACUGAAAGAUGGCACCAGGAUGAGAGCUCCUGAAUAUGCCACUGCGGAAAUUUACCGUAUAAUGCUGAGCUGUUGGCAUGGUGAUCCCAAGGAGAGACCAACAUUCUCUGACUUGGUGGAGAUUCUGGGAGACCUUCUUCAGGAAAAUGUCCAGCAUGAGGGGAAAGAUUAUAUCCCACUGAAUGACUCCCAGGGCUCUGAAGAUGAUGGCUUUUCCCAGGUGGCGUCUUCCAUCCAGCAGAACUCUGACGAAGAGGAAUUUGACAUCAGGACACACUGUCACAAUAUAGCAGCAAGAUAUUAUAACUGUGUGUCUUUCCCCGGCUGCUUGACUGGUGGGAAUCAGAUAAGGUGUCCAUCCAGAAUAAAGACUUUUGAAGAAUUUCCUAUGACACAAACUAUGUAUAAAGCACAUCCGGACAAUCAGACGGACAGUGGAAUGGUUUUGGCAUCUGAGGAGUUUGAGAGGAUAGAAAACAGACAUAGAAAAGAAGGUGCAUUCAGCAGUAAAGGCUCCAGUCACCAUGCAGAAUCAAUAGUGGAUCAGUCCGAUCUGAGGGGUCAGUUUCGGCCAUCAUAUCAGUCCCAGCUCAGAGGCCAGACUUUUUACAACAGUGAAUAUGGGGAACUAUCAGAACAGUCCGAGGAAGGCAGCUGCACUCCACCCACUGAGGGAGCCAGUCCCUCCCUCCUUCAUGCCUCAUUCUUUUCAGACCACUACUAAAGGGGAACAGGUGGUGGAGAUACCACACUGAGAGACCACCUAACCCCUUUCUAUGUCACGGCAUCUGUUCUAUGGAGCACACAUCGCCUUCAUCCUGGAAGAAGCCACAGCAGGGAACCUCUGUGCCACAGAUGGAGAACUUCUUAGAUAUGAAGAUAGGUGCCAAGCACUUCACUGUGGGAUACAAUUAUUGCAAUUGGCAUGAACACAUCCUUCAUCUGAUGCUGUAUUUUUGUUUAAUUAGCUCUUGGAUGUAGUUUUCUGGAUGGAACAGCACUGCUCUGCCACCAGAUAAGAUGUCUUUGCUGAGAACUGCAGCCACUCCUCAGUAUUCAGUCCCCAUUCAUAUAGUUUGCCAUAAUAAGCUUUAUUUCAGGUCAGAUAAAAAUAGAUGCGUCUUAGCUCAGUUUCUUCCUGAUAUGCAGCUUUGUUUGCUUCUGCUCUUGUUUCAACUCAAGUAGCAGAGGAGGAAAACAGAAUGAAAUGAAUGAACACUGAUAACAGAAGAGCAGUGAUAUUUCAGAUCCGGAUAGUCCCAUCCCACCAACUAUGAAUAUUCUCUGUGGACACAUCAGCUCGUCGCUAAACAUACUUCAUUCUUGCAUGGUCUUGCAUGUUUUAUCUAUGUUAGGCACCAAGACAGAACCCCAUCACUUACUUGUCUUUUAACAAAUCAGGAAAAAGGGUUACUGUAAAAGUAGUAGGUCACCCUAUGGUCACUUGCCAAUAGGGAAAAUCCUCCAAGAAAUACCCUUUUCCUUUAAUUAUUUUUUGAAAUAUCUAUCAACAUUCUUUUAUACUUCCGGAGCUGCCUUUCCUGCAGCAAUUAACAAACUAUCAGCGAUCCCUAUCAGUGUUUUCUUCACCUAUAUGUGUUAAGGUUCGGUGCAAUCCUAUUCAGACCAGAAGCAAGUCUCACACUGAAUUCAAAGGGUCUCACUCUCAGAUAACUAUGUUUAGGAUUGCAGUUUUAGGGAGUUGGGCAUUAACUAAUAUAAACAGGAAAUUAAUUUUUUUCAUUCUCCCCUGAGAGGUAGAAAAGUACAUAACUACUGCAAGGCAUGUCCAAAAAUCGAGAAUUACUACAACUAAGAAAAAUAACAAGACCCACUUAUAUGUCCAGGGUUAAUCUCUUGCUCUCCCUAACUCUCUUUCACUAACUGGAGAGAAAAAUUAAAGGAUGGUCUAUAUUGGCUCCCAGCCAUUGAGGCAAUUACAGUUUCCCCUUAAAAGAGAGCACAGUUCCACUUUCUCUGUUGGCAAUCACCUUUAGAUAAUUAGGAAAUGACAGAAUCCUCCAUAAUCUUGCUGCAAAGUGUAGAACUUUGUCCUUGUGGAACUGAAUGUAGCUCCAUUUUACAUAACUAAAUAAAUACAUUUUGCCCUUAGGACUGCAGAGAAGAACAUUUAAAAUUCCACAGAGAAUCUGACAACACUCCAGUUAAGUGGGUGUUUGAACUGUGCGCAUCUCCUUAUUCUCCAUCAGGGUCCACAUUCCCUACACACUUCCUUGUUCUUUCCAAGGCAUCGUUAAGCCUUGCUUAUGUCAGCAAAUUCCAAAUUCUGCAGUCAGAAUAAAUAUUCCAAAGUUAAUUUUAUGCAGACUUAUGCACUUUGCAUUAUUUUUUUUCUGAUUCUGGAACUAGAGGAUAUAACAUGUGCAUGUAUACACUUGGCCACACUAUCCCAGCCACAGUCGUCAGCACAGUAUCUUUCUCUCUUUCUGUUCCUAGUUGAGUUGUAAGACAGUGCUUCAGUGGGGUGUUUUAUGUAAAUGGGGAGCAUAUGUAGAUAGAGCCAGUAUGAAUCUGUUUAUGCCAUUGCUCACUCACACAUACCCUACCAGAGAUUCCAUACUUUCUCCAGUUCUGAGAGACAUUGCUAUAGAACAACUUCACAAGAACACCUAUACAAGCUUUGUGAAGCAGCUUGUGAACUUCCCUUUUUAAGAAUCCUGCACACUCCUUGGUCAGAAGCUCCCAGUAUUGAUGGUGUCUCCAUGUCAAAGGAUUUCUGCUUGCAGGCCAGGCUUCUAUGUAUAGAACUGAUGGUUUCAGUUAGGCUUUCUUUUUUUUUCAUAUCAGGCAUAUAUUUUUUUCCAGAUUAUAUUUUUUUUCCUCCAUAAGAGGAUUUUAUGCAUUUACACCAUUGUAACUGUCAUUGUCCAUGUCGUUUCCACAUUGAUUUGUACUUUGUGUUAGUGCAUUCAAGGUCUUGUCUAUUUUGAUUACAUUUCUUAUAUAUACACAAG
Messenger RNA from Hemicordylus capensis (graceful crag lizard), 6835 nucleotides. It is a transcript of the gene FLT4, whose product is annotated as fms related receptor tyrosine kinase 4. The transcript has 30 exons. Gene Ontology annotation, molecular function: transmembrane receptor protein tyrosine kinase activity; ATP binding. The coding region runs from base 265 to 4584 and encodes 1439 amino acids. The record is from RefSeq and is a predicted model, not a curated record. Gene Ontology annotation, cellular component: signaling receptor complex. NCBI's taxonomy places the organism in Eukaryota, Metazoa, Chordata, Lepidosauria, Squamata, Cordylidae. Gene Ontology annotation, biological process: positive regulation of kinase activity; multicellular organism development; cell surface receptor protein tyrosine kinase signaling pathway.